CCCUUCUCUUCCUUUCCCGUUGCUGUGCUCUUCUCUUUCUUUCCAUGUACUUCUCCCCUCUUUUUUUUCUGAACAAAUACCGUCUGCUCUCUUCUACCUCUCCACACUCACCCCACUCUUUCUCUCCUCCUCAUUCCCCUCUCCUGUCCUCUUUUGGUGCAUGGAGAGAGGGUCUCUGGCCCACACCUGCAUCCCUCCUCUCUACCUCCCUCCAUGGGCGUCCGAGCAUCCUGCAGACCAGACCCUGCAUCCCAGCAGAAUGACUCUCCUCUCCCAGACCAGGAUGAGGAGAUACUGGGCUCUGACGAUGAGGAGCAGGAAGACCCCAAUGACUACUGUAGAGGAGGUUACCACCAUGUGAAGAUAGGAGACCUGUUCAAUGGAAGAUACCAUGUUAUCAGGAAGUUGGGCUGGGGACAUUUCUCCACCGUGUGGUUGGCCUGGGACAUACAGGGGAAGUGUUUUGUGGCCAUGAAGGUGGUGAAGAGUGCAGAACAUUACACUGAGACAGCCCUGGAUGAGAUCAAGCUGCUGAGAUCAGUCAGGAACACAGACCAGAAGGACCCCAGCAGGGAGAGGGUGGUUCAGUUACUGGAUGACUUCAAGAUCUCUGGCAUGAACGGAACUCAUGUCUGUAUGGUGUUUGAGGUUCUGGGUCAUCACCUGCUGAAGUGGAUCAUCAAGUCUAACUACCAGGGCCUUCCUCUGCCCUGCGUCAAGAGCAUCAUUCGACAGGUUCUCCAGGGCCUGGACUACCUUCACUCCAAGUGUAAGAUCAUCCAUACAGACAUCAAGCCAGAGAACAUCCUGCUGACGGUCAACGAGCCCUACAUCAAGAAGAUGGCUGCCGAGGCAACAGAGUGGCAGAGGACUGGAGCUCCACCCCCCUCUGGAUCUGCAGUGAGCACAGCUCCAGCGCCCAAACCAACGGUGAAGAUGUCUAAGAACAAGAAGAAGAAGAUGAAGAAGAAACAGAAGAAGCAGGCAGAGAUGUUAGAGAAGAGGAUUCAGGAGAUGGAGGGAGCGCCGGAAGGAGGAGAAGAGGAGGAGGAAGAGACCACUGCAGACGCCCCUCCCUGUGCCCCUCCACCCUCGUCUGACACGCUACAGGACAUGGCUAAUGAUGUCACAGCAGGUCCAGAUAAACCGGAAGAGAAGAAGAAGGAGCGGGAGGAGGAGAGCAGGAUGGAGGUGACCUGCAACGGUCAUGCAGUGGAGGACACGGCGAGCCAGGAGGUACAGAGGACCGAGGAAGAAGAGGAGAAAGACGAAGAGGACCAACAGAAAGCCAACAUACUUAACGCCAGCACGGAGGGUCGGGACCUGCCAGUCAAUGCAACUUACCCAGAGUACAACGGCAAAGGUCCCAGUGACCCACACAAUCCCGGUACAGACGGUAAACAAGGGAGAGAGCUGGGGAAGGAGAGAGAGAUGGAGGAGUGUAAACGACCAGAGAAGGAGAUGGAGACUGAGGUGAUGCCUGGAAUAGAGGAGGAGGAGAGGAACGAUAAAGUAGCAGCAGGUAGUCUGUUGGUCAACCCUCUGGAACCUCUCAAUGCAGACAAAAUCCAGAUCAAAAUCGCUGACCUGGGGAACGCCUGCUGGGUGCACAAACACUUUACAGAUGACAUACAAACUCGUCAGUACCGUUCUCUGGAGGUGUUGAUGGGAGCGGGCUACGGGACGCCUGCUGAUAUCUGGAGCACUGCCGCAAUGGCCUUUGAGCUGGCUACGGGAGACUACCUGUUUGAGCCUCACUCUGGACAGGACUACACCAGAGACGAAGACCACAUAGCGCUGAUCAUUGAGCUGCUGGGUAAAGUUCCUAGGAAGCUGAUCCUAGCAGGAAAAUACUCCAAGGAAUUUUUCACCAAGAAAGGGGACCUCCGCCACAUCACCAAGCUGAAGCCUUGGGGUCUGUUGGAGGUGUUGGUAGAGAAGUAUGAGUGGUCUAAAGAGGAGGCAGCUACCUUCUCCAGCUUCCUGCUCCCAAUGUUAGACCUGGUACCAGAGAAGAGAGCCACGGCUGCGGAGUGCCUCCGACACGCAUGGAUCGCCCCCUAGAGGAUCCCCGGGCGCUACCACAGCCACAAGCAGCACAUAUGCAGUACAUACAGACAGACAUGCACACACGUACAUAAACACACAAACGCAUACACUCUUCAACACACAUAUAAGUAAACACACACCUCAACGGCGAGCCAGAGCUUUCACUAUGACUGAAUCUCCACCUAGUGGUUCAACACCCACCGGAGACUGGCUGCUCAACACCCACUAGAGACUGGCUGCUCAACACCCACCGGAGACUGGCUGCUCAACACCCACCGGAGACUGGCUGCUCAACACCCACUAGAGACUGGCUGCUCAACACCCACUAGAGACUGGCUGCUCAACACCCACUGGAGACUGGCUGCUCAACACCCACUAGAGACUGGCUGCUCAACACCCACUGGAGACUGGCUGCUCAACACCCACUGGAGACUGGCUGCUCAACACCCACUGGAGACUGGCUGCUCAACACCCACUAGAGACUGGCUGCUUCAACACCCACUAGAGACUGGCUGCUCAACACCCACUAGAGACUGGCUGCUCAACACCCACUAGAGACUGGCUGCUCAACACCCACUAGAGACUGGCUGCUCAACACCCACUAGAGACUGGCUGCUCAACACCCACUGGAGACUGGCUGCUCAACACCCACUGGAGACUGGCUGCUCAACACCCACUGGAGACUGGCUGCUCAACACCCACUGGAGACUGGCUGCUCAACACCCACUGGAGACUGGCUGCUCAACACCCACUGGAGACUGGCUGCUCAACACCCACUGGAGACUGGCUGCUCAACACCCACUGGAGACUGGCUGCUCAACACCCACUGGAGACUGGCUGCUCAACACCCACUGGAGACUGGCUGCUCAACACCCACUGGAGACUGGCUGCUCAACACCCACUGGAGACUGGCUGCUCAACACCCACUAGAGACUGGCUGCUCAACACCCACUGGAGACUGGCUGCUCAACACCCACUGGAGACUGGCUGCUCAACACCCACUGGAGACUGGCUGCUCAACACCCACUAGAGACUGGCUGCUCAACACCCACUAGAGACUGGCUGCUCAACACCCUCGUGUCCUAGGUAUAAUCCAGUAGAUCGUGUCCUAGGUAUAAUCCAGUAGAUCGUGUCCUAGGUAUAAUCCAGUAGAACUCUUGAGUUUCUCUUAUUCGAUUCCUUGUUUCUACUGACUGGAUAUCACUUGAGUAUCAAUGUCUUUUCUCUCUCUUCUCCCUCUCUUUUCUCUCUGUACCAACGAUGACACCUAGUAACACGUUCUGAGAGUAUCCUGUCUUUUAGUUUGUGUCUUGUUUGAUUGAAUAUGCACACCUGUCAGAGUUUAGAUCAAACCUUACACACCUCCAAUGGAUCGUAUCUCCAGAACACCAACUGUCUCUACCACUAGACUAGCACAUCAGAGUUGUUUUGUUUUAUGUACAGUAUUGACUUUCCUUCAAUAACAAAACGUAUUUAUUGUGUGUUUGUGUGGAAGAGUAGCUGCCUAGAAUACGAUAAAGAAGGUUUGGACUGUCAUAGAUUCUAAGGAUUCUCCAUGAAAUCUUCCUGAACUGGGAACCGCUGUGAAUGAACUGAAACUUACUGAACGGAAUGGAACCGUCUGGUUCUGUAAGUGGUUCUGUGACAUCAUCCCUGUCCUUCGCUGUCUCGCUCCAGGUAGCAGCUUUGUAAUAGCACUUCGCACAAUGUGGGGACAGUACCAUGAACUAAAUUUAAUUGACUACUUUCUGUUACCUGCAUGGGUCUACAGACCAUGACUAAUGCUACUGAAUAACCAGGUUUCAUAUGUUCAAUCCUGUGGUGUUUAACGUUCCACACAAGGUUUGCCUCAAAAUAUUAUUUGGGUUUUAGCUAGAUGGUGUGAUACAAUAUCAUGAGAAUUUUCCACUCUCACAAAAUGAUCAGAAUGGGAGUACUACUGUAUCUGAUUCCAGAACAUCUGAUUUUUAUGUUCUAUUCAGAAGGUCGUGGUUGCCUUGUGAAAAUGGCCACCCUGUUCCCUAUGAAGUUAGGAAGAGGGUGGCAUUUUGAACGCAUACCAUAUCUGGACCACCUGUGUUGUACAUAUCUGUACUAAAAACGUUGACUUUGGCUCUCUGCUUUCCCUCUACAGAACAGCUGCUGUUUAGCCGGUGUACCUUUAUAAAGGAGAGGAGGUUGUCUACGUCCCAAAUGGCACCCUAUUCCCUACAUAGUGCACUACUUUUGACCAGAUUCUUAAGGGACCAGUUCAAAAGUAGUGCACUAUAUAGGGAAUAGGGUGCCACUUGGGACGGAACAUGUCUGCAGUGUUGAAAAUGUUUGACUCGUUUAAGGUGUCAACUGAUGCCUUGAGACACAUUUGCUAGUUUUUUGCUGCAUUUUAAAGCAUAUUUUCAUACUGAUGUUGCCCCGCUUGUAGUGGUCUGCUGUUUUAACUGCAUCAAAGAGAAACCAAAUCGUGGAUUGUAAUACUAAUGAGGCUGGAAUAAGGCUUUGAAGGCCCGGCCCCCCCUUCGCUCUUUUUCUACAAGCCUCUCUCCCUUCUCGAUCUUCUCUUUCCCUGACCGCUCCUUGCCUCUUCCUCCUCUGCCUUUGAUUGUUUACUGCUAAAUUGAGCCUCUUUUCUGUACUUAAUAAAAAUGAACAUUUUGAAAA
Messenger RNA from Salmo salar (Atlantic salmon), 4707 nucleotides. RefSeq names its product SRSF protein kinase 1b (gene srpk1b). Gene Ontology annotation, molecular function: protein serine/threonine kinase activity; ATP binding. Gene Ontology annotation, cellular component: cytoplasm; nucleus. Gene Ontology annotation, biological process: regulation of mRNA processing; peptidyl-serine phosphorylation; spliceosomal complex assembly. NCBI's taxonomy places the organism in Eukaryota, Metazoa, Chordata, Actinopteri, Salmoniformes, Salmonidae. The record is from RefSeq and is a predicted model, not a curated record.